This is a messenger RNA of Vigna angularis (adzuki bean), 1006 nucleotides long. Its product is annotated as protein Dr1 homolog. Bases 266 to 676 code for a protein of 136 amino acids. Gene Ontology annotation, molecular function: protein heterodimerization activity. The transcript is spliced from 7 exons. The record is from RefSeq and is a predicted model, not a curated record. NCBI's taxonomy places the organism in Eukaryota, Viridiplantae, Streptophyta, Magnoliopsida, Fabales, Fabaceae.
GGAUGCGAGCGAGAACUGGUUCUCUUAUCCUGUGAAACUGUCAUCAUAAAUUCAUAUAUCAGCCUUAGCCAUGUCCUCGCUCUCGCACCUUCUCUUCCCUCCGCAACUACGAACUUCAAUCGCGCCUUCUGGGAUUCUUCUCCCUUAUCGAUAAUAGGUUGAAUCAUGGAGCCUAUGGACAUAAUCGGCAAAUCAAAGGAAGACGCUUCGCUCCCUAAAGUUUUCUGUAAGGCACUGAUUUGAUACCCAGCAAGCCUAUGCAACAAUGACAAAAAUUAUUAAAGAAAUGUUGCCCCCAGAUGUACGUGUAGCAAGAGAUGCCCAAGAUCUAUUGAUCGAGUGUUGUGUAGAGUUUAUAAACCUCAUCUCGUCAGAAUCCAAUGAAGUCUGCAACAGAGAGGAAAAACGGACAAUUGCACCUGAGCAUGUAUUGAAGGCUCUACAGGUUCUUGGAUUUGGUGAGUACAUUGAAGAAGUUUAUGCAGCAUAUGAACAACACAAAAUGGAGACCAUGCAGGACUCUUUAAAGGGUGGUAAAUGGAGCAAUGGAGCUGAGAUGACCGAGGAAGAAGCAUUAGCAGAGCAGCAAAGGAUGUUUGCAGAGGCACGUGCUAGGAUGAACGGUGGAGGCAUUACUUCCAAGCAGCCAGAUACUGACCAAAGUUUAGAUAGCUGACUUUAGGAUCUUUAUGGAAGCAUAGGCAAGCACCCUGAUUCAUGUCUGUGCUUCUAAUAUUGUGUACAAAAACCAUUCACUAGUUUGCUGGCAUAUGUGGAUAUGAGCUCUCCAUUUGUAUUCUAUCGAUGAAUCCAUAUUUGUAAGUCAAUGUAAUUAGUGAGAGAUCAUGAAAUGCCUCCUCCCCAUUUAGCAUUGCAUGUAAUUAUUUAAUUUACAUUUUGUAUCUUCCGUAUACUAACAACUCCUAGCUCAAUUCUGACAAUGGCUACUAAAUUUAUUAGAUUGUAACAAAUUAUCAAAUAUGUAGGAGCAAUGGUGUUUGGUUUA